AUGUCUUCUACCCACGUGCAACAGUCUCCUCUCCAGCCAAAAACCGGCAAUUUGCUACCUGGCCCACGCGAGUUUAAUCAUGAGGUAGAGAUAAAUGGAAAUGAAAAGUGGCCUUCUGCUAGCUAUCCUCAUUAUCUCCCAACUUGGAGCCACGAACAAAAGUAUCCUCCACUCCAGCCAUUCGAGCACCGUGAUCCAGGCCUUGACGCCGACCCGAAGCUUUUUAAUCUUCUAUCAACCCACUGUACACUUGAGCACUUGACCCCCACGAUCGGUACCAAAGUACACGGUUCACUCCAGAUCCGGGGGCUGAGCGCUGCUGCCAAAAAUGACCUGGCUCUCCUCGUCGCGCAACGAAAAGUGGUCAUAUUUUGCAAUCAAGAUUUUGCAGAUCUACCGAUCCCCGAUGCGCUGGCCUGGGGUAGCCAUUUUGGUCGACAUCACAUCCAUCCUACCAAUGGAAGUCCAGACAAAUACCCCGAGAUCCAAAUCGCCCACCGGGGAGCCGGAGACUCCAGCUUUGAAGGCUUUUUCGAAGGCCGCACUAGCUCGGUGGCCUGGCACUCGGAUGUCACCUACGAACAGCAACCUCCGGGUACAACCAUAAUGUAUAACCUGGAGAUCCCCGAGUCUGGUGGUGAUACGCUCUUCUCCGACCAGGCCGAGGCCUACCGCCGCCUGUCCCCAGUCUUCCAGCAACGGCUUCAUGGCCUUCAAGUGGUCCACUCUGCCGUUCAACAGGGCGAGUAUAACCGCAAGAAAGGUGGCAUCUUGCGCAGAGAACCGAUCGAGACGGUUCAUCCGCUUGUGCGAACACAUCCCGUCACGGGUGAAAAGGCGCUUUUUGUGAAUAAACAAUUCUCGCGACACAUCGUCGGCAUGAAGCGCGAAGAGAGCGACAUGCUGCUCAACUUCCUUUACCAACACACCCUUUCUGGUGCAGACUUUCAACUCCGCCUCCACUGGGAGCCGCGCAUGGUCGUUCUGUGGGAUAACCGUUCAACAGCCCAUUCGGCCAUCUUUGAUUGGGCGAGCCAGGAACGCCGGCACUUGGCGCGAAUUACACCCCAGGCCGAGCGGCCUUUUGAAACGCCCUUUGAAAGUGUAUCCCACUAA
Molecule: messenger RNA, 1116 nt
Organism: Penicillium hordei
Lineage: Eukaryota; Fungi; Ascomycota; Eurotiomycetes; Eurotiales; Aspergillaceae
Product: TauD/TfdA dioxygenase family protein
Exons: 4
Coding region: 1-1116 (371 amino acids)
Cellular component (GO): cytoplasm
Molecular function (GO): 2-oxoglutarate-dependent dioxygenase activity
Source: RefSeq, a predicted model, not a curated record